Messenger RNA from Mytilus californianus (California mussel), 815 nucleotides. Its product is annotated as NADH-ubiquinone oxidoreductase subunit 8-like. Gene Ontology annotation, biological process: mitochondrial respiratory chain complex I assembly; mitochondrial electron transport, NADH to ubiquinone. The record is from RefSeq and is a predicted model, not a curated record. Gene Ontology annotation, molecular function: NADH dehydrogenase activity; 4 iron, 4 sulfur cluster binding. Bases 45 to 689 code for a protein of 214 amino acids. The transcript is spliced from 6 exons. Gene Ontology annotation, cellular component: membrane. Lineage: Eukaryota; Metazoa; Mollusca; Bivalvia; Mytilida; Mytilidae.
CCAGUCAGUAAUUGAUUAUCUCCCAUAUGUAGAAGUCUUCAAACAUGGCUGCAAUGAAAUUAUUUUCAGUUUGUCGAUCUGCUCAAAAUGUAAUCAGGAGAAGUUUGCAUCCAACUAAUGUAUUAAUCAACCAGUCAAGAGCUAUCUCACCAGGAUAUAAGGAUGUAAGUGAGAAAAUACCAACUCCUGAUGAUGACAUGUCAGAAAUCAGUAGUUAUAACCUAAGGGAAUUCUUUAUGUCAGAUCUGAUAGGUGGACUGAGCUUAGCAGUAUCUGGUGUUCUUCGGGAACCAGCGACUAUAAAUUAUCCUUUUGAAAAAGGGCCAUUAAGUCCAAGAUUCAGAGGUGAACAUGCUUUAAGAAGAUAUCCUUCAGGAGAAGAGAGAUGUAUUGCCUGCAAAUUAUGUGAAGCUAUAUGUCCUGCACAGGCAAUAACAAUUGAAGCAGAGCCAAGAGCAGAUGGCAGCAGGCGUACAACACGAUAUGACAUUGAUAUGACCAAAUGUAUUUACUGUGGUUUUUGUCAAGAAGCAUGUCCAGUUGAUGCUAUUGUUGAGGGUCCUAACUUUGAAUACUCAACAGAAACAAGGGAAGAACUACUGUACAACAAAGAAAAACUGCUUGAGAAUGGUGACAAGUGGGAGGCAGAAAUAGCUUCUAAUCUGCAGGCAGAUCAUCUGUAUAGAUAAAAAAUGGACUGUAAAUCCACUGUAGAUCUAACAUCCUGACAGGUGUUUUGAAUUGCCUCAAUAUGCUCUGAUAUUGUGAUAAAAAUUGUAUUUAUGAACUGACAAUAAAUUGUUAUAUGAGUUAAA